Messenger RNA from Puccinia triticina, 417 nucleotides. RefSeq lists its product as uncharacterized. The record is from RefSeq and is a predicted model, not a curated record. Gene Ontology annotation, cellular component: U5 snRNP; precatalytic spliceosome; U1 snRNP. Gene Ontology annotation, biological process: RNA splicing; spliceosomal snRNP assembly. The transcript is spliced from 4 exons. Bases 1 to 417 code for a protein of 138 amino acids. Gene Ontology annotation, molecular function: RNA binding. Lineage: Eukaryota; Fungi; Basidiomycota; Pucciniomycetes; Pucciniales; Pucciniaceae.
AUGAGGUACGCAGCUCCCGGAAAUUUUGAUCCUUUUGGAUUGGAUUGGCCUGACGGACGGACUUUUUACCUCAUCUUGCCCAAUAGUCAAUACGCUCACGUGCCGAAGUCCGAACUCGACGAGGAGAAAAUAAGGGCCUUGGAAGAACACGAGAUCGCCACUGGACCCUUGUCAGUGCUUCAGUCUAGCGUCAAAAACCACACUCAAAUCCUCAUCGCUCUUCGCAACAAUCGGAAACUACUAGCGCGCGUCAAGGCGUUCGAUCGACACUCAAACAUGGUGCUGAUUAACGUCAAAGAAAUGUGGACCGAGCUUCCGAAAGGUAAAAACAAAAAGCCUGUCAACAAAGACCGGUUCAUUUCGAAGAUGUUCUUACGGGGAGAUUCGGUUAUUCUUGUCUUAAGACAUAAUGCCUAG